GUAUCUGUGCGUGUCUCGCGUGUUCAGAAUUGAAUUGUGCGGUGUUGUGCAGGUACGGUAUUGUGUUGAGAGUGCCGUCGUGCUAGCAAACAAUACGCGAGUUAUGUGAAUGUGAGAUCGUACGUAGCAGAGGUCAUAUUCAUAUGUGUAAAGUGCGGCAUCGUGCAUUUGCCUUCGAACCAAAUAAACGUGGACAUAGCAUAGAAGAGACCCAAAAAGUCAUGCACAUUACCUACGAGAUUCAUAGAUAUUUGACGAUACGUAGUUCAAUGUACACAUUUUGUGCACAUAGAGGCGCUGAUGGAUGAAAACACUUAAAACGACGCGAUAACGGAUAACCGCUUUCAGAUUGCUCUCUGCUCGUAUCUUUGCGCUUGUCAGCGCUCGUCUACUUUUAUUGCGUCUAUGGUCGGCGUUGGUCGGCGCUAUCCGUUGCCGUCCGUUCGGAUAGUUGUUGGUCCUGGUUGGCCCGUAAGUUCAAAUUCGUACAGGAACGACGAUCGACAGCACGUGGUCUCUCAGGUCUCUGUAAUCAGUGUAACCUUCCCGCGAUUGCGAACGUUGUUCUUUUCUCCAAUAUUCCAUUUUGAUACAUGAUUUGACCGAUUGCGAGAAUGCCGCUGUCCACGAGAGAUUCGGACGAGGAUUUCGAGCCGAAAGCAGUUACUCGUAACCAGGCUCGAUUGCUUUUACCCGGCAUAAACCCAGUGACAAACUCUCCGUUACGUCGCAGCAGCAGAAUAAAGCAGAGUAAAUAUUCACCAGGUUCUGAAAGUGACAGUAGUAUUGGCAGUAAUCAAACAACUCGGAGUACUAGAACGCAAACAGCAAACAUUGAUUUGGAUACAAUGAAAAAGACACGUACCAGAAAGAAUUCUGUUUCCUCAGAGAUCAGUGAGGUAGAUGUCGAGAGCCUGGGAACACCUAAAAAACGAAUUACAAGGCAGAGUGGAAGUCUUCUUGGCACCCCUGUCAGAAUUACUACUCGAGCAGCUAGUAAACGCUUUACACGUUCUGGUUCUGAGGCCAAGUCACCAACUAGAAUCACACGUAGCACAAGAGCUAGCUCUGUGGACCCAGAAUUUUUGCCUAAUCGAAGUAAGAGCCAAUCUAGUACACCAGUUAAAACACGUAGACGAGCAUCUAUGUUGCCAUUGAGUUCUUUGAGCAAAGAGAAAGUUGAACUGAAGGAUCGUAUACCUUAUGUAAAAUUAGAUGCUACAAUAGUUGAAACUGAUGAAAUCACAACUUCAGGAAACUCAGAUUCUUCACCAGAUAAAGCGUUACGUAACAUACAAAGUGAAAAAAAUAAAAAACAUCAAAGUUUAGAAAAGGACGAAAUUGAAGAAAAUUCUAACCAAACAGAAACUUUAAUUGAAUCAAAAUCAGUAAUCCUUCAAUUGUCAGAGGAAAAAGAUGAAAGACAAUCUGAAAAUCUGGAUAGUGUAACAACAAAAAAUACAAGUAAUAUUGCUGGUGAAGCUUCUGUCGACUCUUUCAAUUCUUCAAGUCAAAAAGAUGAAAAAUCAGAAUCUGCUCAAGAGAGUCUGUUAGAGCUAGAAAAAUCAUUAGUCGACAUAUGUGUAUCGACUCAAGUAGAAACUGUGCCUGAAAACUUAUCGGAUAUUACUAUUGAGGAGCAAAAGAGUAACAAGGAAAACCAAAUGCUGAACAUUAUUAGCGAUGUGUCUCUAGAAAAAAGCAUGUCUAAAGUGAUACCAUCUUCUGUAAAAUCUCUUGCUUCACCUUUUCUGAAUAAAUCGUCAAAUGAAAAGGAAACUAAAUCUAUGAGAAAAGAACUAAACUCUAGUAAGAGACGUUAUUCAAGAGCAUCAACAGAAAUUGCGAUCAAACACAACGAUCUGUUAAAAGAAACUGCCGAUAGCUCUCCAGAAAAGAUGGAUAUUUCUGUAGAAUCUUCAAGUCCAAUUGCUACAAAUAAAUCAGUAUUAUCACAACAUGAUAAUACAGAACUUGCAGACGAAGUUAUUAAUAAAGAUGAAUCUAUUGAAAAUUUGUUUUCUUCAAAUGAAGAUACAGAGAUGAUCAGGAAAAAAAUUGAUCAAAUUAAAGAUACUGUUGUAGAUAGCAAAGAUUCUAACAAAACGGAGUCAAAUGAAGAAGAUGAAAUGUUUGUUGAAAAUGUAAAUAUAUCUAUUUCUGAUGAGGACGCGACAGAAAUAAUCAGCGAAUUAGAUAAAAUCGAUAAAAUUGAAGAUACUGUUGCGGAUAGUAAAGAUUCUAAUCAAAUGGAGUCUAAUGAAGAAGAUAAAAUAUCGUUUCUAGCUCAAUCAAAACAGCUGAAUGAUAGUAGAGAAAGUCUCAUUUCUGCAACAGAUGAUAACGAAAUGAAAUUAACUUUAGAAGAACGAAGUCCAUCUCGAGAGAAAAAUGAAGUUUUGUCGAGCUUGGCACACUCUAAGCCUGAUGAAUCAGCAGAUUUACAAAUUUUGCCACCAAUUAAUGAAAGUUCUGACGACCAAGCUACUACAAUGAAUAAAUCAACUCAAGAUAAAGUAGUUGACAGUUCUGAUACCGAACAGGAGCAGGAAAAUUUACCUAUACAUGUAAUAGAAUUGGUACCCAGAUCUUCUAAUGCUGUCCUGGAAACAAACAAUUCUGCGCGUAACAUUUUGAAUGAUGAAACGACUCAAGAUGACAAAUUUUUCAAUAAAAUAAAAACAUCUAAAACAUCUGCAAUAGAUACAUCACCUAAAAAAGUGGAUACAGAAGAUUCUUUCCUGGAAAAAAGAGCGAAACGGAGCUUAAAACGGAAAAGUAUAGAUAAUUUGAAGGAAGAAAGAAAUUUGAAAAUAGUAACAAGUCAAAAAGAUCAAGAAGAUAUGGAAAUUGCUGAUAAUGAUUCUGAUAUCAGUGCUGGUAUUGAUUUAUUCCAAGAUAUUCCCGCUGAUAAAUGGAAAGAGAAAAAUGAUGUUAAAAUUGAUCCAGUGCAAACCACCUCCCAGUCGGUGGAAGAAGUGGAAAAUGAAAAUGAAACUGAUGGCUGUGAACUUCUUUUAGCGAACAAAGAAGCAUGGUUGGCGGCUGAAUCCAUAAAAGCGGCAAAAGUGACAGAAUCAUUUGAAUGUGAUUCCGAUGACACUGUUGACAUGUUAUGGAAGAGUCAAUCAGAUGCGUCACGAGUGAAUUAUAGUAUAGAAAAAUCAGAAACAUCUUCAAAUGCAGAUCUGAUGGAUAUUGACGACGAAAAAAAUGAAAAACAAAUUAAAAAACGAAAAUCAAGAACUGACAAAAGACUUACAGCUGAAAUAGAUCAGGAUUCUCCUGAUGCAAGAGAUGAAGUUAAUUCAGUCAACACUGAUGAAUCUUUAAAUAAGUCCAAAACAGCUUUAAAUCGAACUAAUGAAUUAAAUAAACCAGUACGGUCAGCAAGAACAAAACAGCCUUCUAAAGCAAAUAAAGAUUCAAAAGAUGAAUUUAAAUAUGAAAAUGAAGAAAUUGAAGAUGAUUUAAGUGAAUCAAAUAAAAGGUCGCUAAUAAAUAAAAAAAAUAUACUUUUACACAAAUCGAUGGAAAGAACAUUAAAUAAAUCUUUAAAAGAUACAUUUGUACAAAGUAAUUCUACAAAGAAAGCACAAGUGGAUAAUUCAGAGGAGAAACCAGAUAACACAGAUGUACGUACUGAGAAAGAAUUAGACAAGAAAAAACAUUCCUUAAAUAAAUCUUAUAAUAAGGAAAGAGAUAAUGAUGCAACCAAGUUUGAAAAAAACGUGUUAAAUAAAGAUAAUGGUAAAAAGAAGGAAAAUUUAUUCUUAAAUCGUUCUGUAGAUCAAGAAUCGAAAUCUGAAAAUAUCGAGAUGAUACAUUUGACUAAUGAUGAAAGCGACGAUAGUGACGUAAACAUAGCAGUUAUGGAUCUUGGAUCCACAACUUAUUCUAUGAUAGCAAAUGUGGGAUCAAAUAAUGAAGAUAGUGAAGAUAGUGAUGAUAGUGAUGACAGUGAUGACAAUGAUCAACAGGAACAUAUUCCGAGUUUCCUAUUUGCAAAAGCAAAAAGCGAUAGUGAAGAUGAUAAUAGCAGCGAUUCUGAUAUCAAGAGAGAAUAUAAUUUGGAUGGAGUGGAACAAAAGUUUUCUGAUGAUGAUGCAGUUGCAGAUGAAUGCAGAGAUUCAGAAGUAGAAUUUUCAGAUCCCGAUGACAAUGGUUCAGAUCUUGAAGAUUUUAUAGUUGAUGACGAUGAAAUGGAACUUGAGGAAGAAGAUGAAGAAGAAGACGAUAGCAACGAAGAUAAUGAUGAUAAAGAAGACCUUCAAGAUUUGCAAGAAGAUGCAGAAAAAGAGGAAGAUGAAGAAAAUAAACAAAUACAUAUGAAACUAGAAAAUAUGGAAAAAGAAAAGGAAAAAGAUGAUGAACAAGAGAAUGAUGAAGAAGAUACGGUAAACAAAAAAAAUAAUGAAAACAAAUUUGCUGAAAUGAAAGCCAUUUCUUCAAAGGACGCUACCUUUCAUAAAAAAUUGCCCAAAGUCCAUGAUAAUGAGAACAAAACUGCUACACACACUUUACUCCGUACAAAUGAGACAGAAAUGAAUCAAGACAUCAAGAUGAAGAAAUCUAAUUUGAAGAAAAGAGAGAAAAUUAAUUUACUCGAUUCGUCAAAUUCAAACUUGUCGGUUGAGAAAAAGAAAAAGAAAUCUCUUACGAAGGAAAAUGAAACUAUUUUGUUCUCUAACUUAAUCUCUUCAUCGAUUGAAAAGAGAAGGAAGUCGGAUCCACAAUAUUUUUCGAAAAAUAAUGCUGAACGAAGAUACUCGAGUGGACAAUUAAAUGAAUUUGAAAUAUCGAUGUCUGCACCAAAAUUAUCAAAACACAUAUCAAUAGAAUUUAAUACUCCAAAACAUAACACUUCUAAAAAAUUAGGACUUGAUAAAACAUUGGAACUAUAUUCAGAGAGUAAAAACAAGUUAGAUAUGACUAAAGUGAUGCAAACUUCGGCUAUGAAAGAAAAAUCAAAGAAGGAUCUCGCGUCAAAUGAAUGCAUCAGUUUGAGAUUAUUCAACGAUGCAGAUAAAGAAAAGAUGUCGACCAGCGAUUUUUCACCUGAUUUAUUGAAAUUGCUAAAAAAUACACAUUUUUCGAAAUCAACACCUUCCAAGAAAGAAUCGCGUAAAACAAUGAACAUCAAUAUUGAAACACCAACAAUAAAGCACCUUAGAAAAGAGAAGUUAAACGAAAGUGCGCCAAUAUUAACAUUGAAUCAAAAUCGAACAGAAAUCGGCUCAUUACAGAAACAAUUAUGCAUAAAAAACAAGGAUAAUGCACAAAUAAAAGUAAAAGAAAAAAAUAAUGAGGACGAAGUACCUGAGACACUGUCUGACGAUACUAUUAAAACAAAACAUAGUAAAAAGAAAAAACAUAAGGAACAAGAAUCGCCCAGGGAAAAUAUGUCCGAUAAAAUUGUCGCUGAUAACAUAUUAAUAUUAAAUGGUUCUGAAAAAAAGAAACCUGUCAAACGUACUCAAUUAACUAGUGUAGAGAAUGAUACUUGCAAAGAUGCAUAUCAGAUUAGUGAGAAAAAGAAAAAGAAACAAGAUACAUCAAAGAAAAAUAUCUUCGAUAAAAUUUUGUCUGAAGGCACAGCAGAAGUAAAUGUUCCUAAAAAGAAGAAACGUGUCAAGCUUUCUCAAUUAACUGUUGUGAAAGAUAACUGCGAAAAUGUGUUAACUAUUAGUGAAAUACAGAAGAGAAGGAAUAAAUUAUUUGCGAGACAUGACGAUAUUCUUGAAGAUGCUUAUGAAUUCGUACAGAAACAGGAGGAAAAACAGGAAAAGAAAAAACAAAAAUCAAAGGAAGAAAUCACUGAAAGUGCAGGAGAAUUCAAAAUUUCUAAAAAGAAACAUGCCAACCUUGAUCAAUUAUUUACUGUACAAAAUAUUACUGAUAAAGCUUUGUCUGAAGAUGUUAAUGUAAUUUCUAAAAAGAAGAAACAUGUUAAGUUUCCUCAAUUAACUAUUGCAGAUGAUGAUAUCCGUAAAGAUAUAUGUCAGAGUAUUGAGAAAAUGAAGAAAAAGAAGAAACGAGACACAUCGAAAGAAAAUAUUGCUGAUAAAGCUUUAUCUAAAGACUUAAUGAAAGUAAAUGUUCCUAAGAAGAAGAAACGUAUCAAGCUUGCUGAAUUAGAUAUUGUAGAAGAUAAUACUCUUGAAGAUGAGUGUCAGAUAAUUGAGAAAAAGAAGAAAAAGAAAAAAGGGAAAAAGCAAGACACAUCAAAAGAUAAUAGCACCGAUAAAGAUGAAGACAUAGAAAUAAAUAUUCCUAAAAAGAAGAAAAAUCUCAAAUUUAGUCAGUCAUCUACCGUAAAAGAUGAUACUCAAAAGGAUGCACAUCAGAUUAAUGAGAAACAAAAGAAAAAGAAAAAACAAAGAACAUCUGAGGAAGCUGUCACGGAAGAAGUUUUAUUUGAAGAUGCAGCACAAUUAAAAAUUCCGAAAAAGAAGAAAAAGAAUAAAUUAGCUAUUGUACAAAAUGAUAUUCCCGAAAAUACUUAUGAGUUCAAUCAGAAAAAGAAAAAAAAUAUUAAAUUGUCUGAUAUUCAAGUUAUGCAAUAUGAUAUUUUCGAAGAUGCUUUCGAGUUUACGGAGAAACUGGAGGAAAAGAGAAAACAAAAACCAAAAAAACAUAUUACUGCUUCGUCUGAAAAUGUAGGAGAAUUAAAGAUUUCUAAAAAGAAGAAACAUACCAAUCUUAAUAAAUUAGUUACCGUAGAAAAUAAUACUAGCGAAGAAACGUGUCAGAUUAUUAAGAGAGAAAAGAAAAAGAAGAAAAACCGAAUCGAUGCUGAGCCGAAUAUAAAUGAAGAUGCUAUAUUCCAAAAAAUUGUUCAAAACAAUAUGGAGUUGCAAGAUAUAACACAAUACAAGAAAAAAACGAUAAAUUUGGAUUCACCUGUAAAUAAACAAGAAAAAUUAGUAAAAAAGAAAGCUAAACGACAAGAGACAGUGCCAAGUAUCGAUACUUUGCGGACGGAAAAGAAGAAGCAUACUUUACCAAUACAAAUUCCAGUUUCGAAAUUAAAAUCUGAAAAAAUGUUAAUGUCUAAUAAAUUACAAAAAACUGCACUAGGUACGAGCGAAUCGAAAAAUGCAACCUAUAGCACUAAAAAAUUAAAGGAAGCUGCAAAGACGUGUAUGCCUAAAGAAUUAAAUAUGAAAAAGAAACGUCGAUUCGAAGAUACUGAAAGCGAGAUUCAUAACAAUCUCUCCACCAAAAAAUCGAAGAAAGAAGUUAAGGAAGUGAAUAAGUUUUUACCAUCAUCGAGCGGUGUGAAGCGACUUUCAAAUGAUGUGAUCGAUCAUCUUACGGAUAUGCCGACGAGAGCGAGGAAAAAACAAAAAAUUUCACAAAACGAGGAAAAGAUAUCGUCAGUAAAGAAUAAAUCGAAGGCAGCGACCAUCGAUCGUGACUUGGUAAAAUCGAGUACCUCUAGUUGCAUCACACAAUUCCGCAUCAUAAAUGUACAGGAUACUAAAAAACCAAUGAAAACAGCUGCUGCAGUAGCUUCAUUCAGACAACGUAUGCUUGCCAGAAAUGAACGAGAACCAACUUCGACCUACUUAAUAUAUCAGGAGAAAAAUUGUGACAAAUAACGGACUUUUUAGUAAUAUGAUUUAAAUAUAUCUUAAUUUAGCUUUACGUUAGCAUAUACUUCAAGAUUUUCUAAUUUGAAAAAAUAAUGAAACUCAUACAAGAUUAAGUUAUUGUGUUUAUAUUUAUGAAUUUUAUCACUGUUUGACAUAUUUCUCAGAAAAAUUAGUUUUGUACCAGGGUUAUCUAGAUAAUGAUUGUAUCUUUCAAUUAUGUCUAUAUCGCUGUAUAACAUUUAAUGUUUUUAUGUGAUAUAUUAUACUGUUUCAUUUAUUAAAAUUUACGAAGUAAGAAAUUCUCGAGAUGCGCUCUAGAAAUAAGCAUGUUCCACAAUAUAAGUGAAAAUAACAAAAUAUAUUUCUAUUAAUAAAAA
Molecule: messenger RNA, 7975 nt
Organism: Monomorium pharaonis (pharaoh ant)
Lineage: Eukaryota; Metazoa; Arthropoda; Insecta; Hymenoptera; Formicidae
Product: titin homolog
Exons: 6
Coding region: 615-7604 (2329 amino acids)
Source: RefSeq, a predicted model, not a curated record